Branchiostoma floridae (Florida lancelet) is the source of this 6121-nucleotide messenger RNA. RefSeq names its product cilia- and flagella-associated protein 43-like. Gene Ontology annotation, biological process: cilium assembly. Gene Ontology annotation, cellular component: axoneme. The record is from RefSeq and is a predicted model, not a curated record. Gene Ontology annotation, molecular function: protein binding. Lineage: Eukaryota; Metazoa; Chordata; Leptocardii; Amphioxiformes; Branchiostomatidae.
AUGUGAUAAUGGUAAGGAAAUCAAAUGUUAUCUGAUAGACAAAAGUCUUUUGAUAGUCUGUAUUAUUUGGAAAUCUAGCAAAAUGCAAACAAUUAAUUUGCAUAAAUGGGAAACCAUCCUGCCAUCUCGCGCAUGCGCAUUGGUCUCCAUAGUAACGCUCGGUAAAUCUGGAGCCCUCCCUCUGGAAAUGUUGUGGAACGUCGUGCAAAACUGCUGAAAUAAACUCGGAUUUGGGACGUUUCUGGAUUUUAAGAGGCGAUUCCUGCUCUUCUUACUGGAGACAUGGAUGCUGCAGGAACUCUCGAGUUACAGUGGGCACAAGGCUACAAUGGUACCUCAGCACAGUACAUUGAUGCCAAGACCCUGGUCCAUGCCUGCGGCAGCACUGUCAAGUUCAUUGACACGGAAUCCAAGCAGGAGACGGUGUUCCCCACCCCUGGGGAAGGGGUCGGCCCUCUUGCGGUCAACAGCAACUUUGGCGUCUUCGGGUUUAGCGAGCUGUGUCCUCAGCCGAGAAUCUUUGUGUACCAGUACCCAGGCUUCUUACAACAGGCUGUCUUGAAAGAUGGAAAGGGUGCCCAGCUGGAGUACCUGUCCAUCAGCUUCUCUGCUGGCUACCACCUGGCCACUUACUCAGGAGUGCCUGACCAUUCUGUCGCUGUGUGGAACUGGCAUAACGGCACCAUUCUGUGCAGCCAGUCGGUGUCGCACCCCCCUCCCCAGGCCAGCCUCACUGUCAGCCCGACCAACUGGAGACAGCUGUGUCUGCUGGGAGAGAAGCACCUGUCUGUGUGGCAGGUGGAACAGUGCAACAAAACAUUCCUUCUCCGCUCAACGAAGGUGAACCUCCCAGCAGAAGAUGGCACCCUCCCCGAGCGCGAGAACCUGAACGAGGCUCCCAUCCACCGGCCGAUCCACAUCACGGGCGCCAACACGGAGAUCAAGAUGACGCGCGCCGCCAUCGCGGGAGUGGUGGGUGAGAACGCUGAGAACCUAGACGUGGGCGAGGACGUGAAGCGGAGAGUGAAGCUGGUGUCUCAGUGCUGGAGCCCCGGGGGGGACAUCUACGUAGGGUGUGCUGGGGGACAGCUCAUGAAGAUUGAAGCUGACACACACAAAGUAAAGAUCCUGCUGAAGCCAGAGAUGGGCCUCCUGUCGCGGGAGUCAAGCGCCAUCCUCCCUCAGGCUGCUGGGUCACUGGAGGACCUGCACAGGGGAACGUCGCUCACAGAGGGCAUCCCAGAAGAACCAGCAGCUGAGGAAAGCCAACAACAAGAGAAAGUAGAGGAAACCAAGCUGGAGAGAGGUGACUCCGUGUUCCUCCCCGAGGGUCUGCGUGAAGGGAGUUUAAACUGUAUAACACUGCACAAGAACGGCCUGUAUGCAGGAGGGGAGGACGGCACCCUACGACUGAUCAGCCUGGCCUCCAAAGACGGGCACCUGUCUGACGUGUACAAGGGUUCCAGUCCCAUCACCUCGCUGGGCUUCUCCGCUGACUACCAGCACCUGGCUGUGGGCACAUCAAGGGGCUCCGUACACAUCUAUGACCCAGGUGCCCCCGGAUCUGUGGCGGACCUUCUUGACGUCCAUUUUGGGAACAUGGUUGGCCUGGCUCCCCUCGGACCUGGCACCAAGCACUGUGUGACAUGCCGUGAGGAUGGUGAAGUACAGGUGUGGUCAGUUGAAGAACCCAGCCUGGUGACCUGUAUACCUGUAGGCGUGCAGGCCACUAGCCUGGUGUGCAGCCCCUCCACAGAGGUAGCAGCAGUGGGAACCAAGUCUGGACAUGUGUACUUUGUGGACCUGUCCAACCUACAGAGCCCCCGCAUCAUCUACAGACACCACAUGCACCAGGGACCGGUACUGCACCUCAUGCAUGACAGGGAAGGAAAAGUGCUGGUGACAGGUUCAGACGAUGGAUAUGUGUUCGUCAUGGACCCUCGACCAUCAACAGAGUUCAAAAUCCUGGGCUACAUAGCUGUCGCAGGAGAAAUCACCAGCGUGUCUGUGCUGAACGAGGGGAACUCUGGGUCAGGAGUCAAGGUUGCGGUCACCUCCGACCCCUCCCCUCAGGCUCGUCCGCAAGCGCCUGCGACCCAGCUGGUCAAGUUUGACCUGUCAGAUGCUGUGCUGAAAGAUCCCACCAGUGUCCACGGUAGCACCAGAUGUGACUUUACAGACGAGGGAGUUCAGAAGCAGACGUGGAAUCUGUCCGUGCCUUGUUAUGGAGCCUGCCUGGCGCCGGGGGGACUUCUGUAUGCACUAGCGCACAACAACAAGAGGAUGCAGAGGUUUAACCUGGCACAGACUAAGGGAGAGGAUGAGGAGAAUAACCACACACUCCACCCUGAUGAAGAGUACCUGAGUCAUCAGCUGCCCGGGGGUACUGUGCUGCUGACCACCCACCAGCAGUGGCUGGCCUCCUGCUCGCCUGAUGGCAGGGUGGCCGUCAGGACACUACAGCAGAUCGAACGGUGGAACGAGGUGGUGGCCCACAGUUUUGCCACAGGAGGUGUGAGGUGGAUGAGGUUCAGCACAGACAUGCAGUACCUCUUCACUAUCGGCAGGAAGGACGGCACGCUCUCCUGCUACAAGUGGAAUUUUAGCCCAGCUGGCAAGGCAGAGGCCAGUGAAGCCAUGGAGUUUGCUCGCGGCCACAACACCAAGAUGCAUAGCCUGCGCCGACUGGAGGGGGCGUCGGCCGCAACCAUGCCGGAAUGGUCCAUGGUGAAAACGGUCUCCCACACGGACUCCAGGCCUAACUCUGCCACCCAGCAGGAAGAUAAGUUGAGGAGUCGUAAGGAGGAGGCCAUGUCCAAGGACGAGAUCUUCACCACCCCCACCCCGACUCCGGCAUCCGACGCCACCUGGCUGGAGACCAAGAUACAGCAGGCCAUUCGUUUGGAGAGUCAGCAGUUCUCUGAGCUGAAGAAGGAUCUCAGGUCUCAGAUCAGGGACAUGCGCAGGACUAUCCACUCCAUGAUGGCGGAGAAUGCAGAGCGGCCUGACAUAGAGAAGCUGGACAGGUCAGAGUUCAACCUGGACACGGCGGAACAGAAGAGGAUGCAAGCCACCGCUGAUGACAGGGUUGCCGCUCUGCGGGAAGAACUGGAGUUCAAGAUGCUGGCCCUGCAGUACCUCCGCGACCUCAUCAAGAGGGAAUGCUGGGAUUCCAUGAAGGUCAAAGGUCGCAAUGUACUGGCAUUCCACACCAGCACUGAUGUGAGCAACUACCCGCUCAGAGAACGGACUAAACAGGAGAUGGAUGAAGUAGCUCGGGUCACCAGAAUUAGGAAGAUAGAAAAUGCAGAGCUUGCGGCCCGUAAGGAAGUCGUCGAAUUGACGACCAAGGCGAGCACGGGUCCGAAGACGAGCCAGGAGGAGGAACUGUUGGAUGAUGAGGAGGGAGCGGAGGGGAAGGAGGCCCCGUCUGUCACAGGCAGUCUGGCAGUGGACUAUGGAGGGGACAACGAGUACUACUACAGCCAGUUUGACCUCCACACCAGGGAACAGAAAAUCAACCAGAUUGUACUGCUGUGAAAGUAGAAAAGUAUGUCAGCCCAGAGGAGCAAAAAGUUAUCGAGCAGCAGAAAAAGAAGGAGGAAGAGCGCCGCCUAAAGGAACAGGGCGACAACGCUCGUGAACGAGGGUUGGUCGACAUGAUGGGUGGAGUCUUGGAGGUCAAGAAGGAGGACGAACUGAAACAGGAUAUCCCCAAGCCCGGGUUCGUGGCGGAGGGAAAGCCUGAGGCAGAGUGGACAGAGGAGGAGAAGAAAGCCAUGGUCGACUACGAGAAGAAGGUCAAGGAACUUACAGAAGAGAGGGAGAAAUAUCGCAAGAACCUUGAGGCAGAGCUGAAGAAGCUACAGACUCAGAACUCAGAAGGGUCAGCUUCAUUCGACGAGGCUCUCGGUCAGCUGUUCAAGAGGAAGGUCAAGACUGAGAUGGUCAUCAACCAGGAGGAGUUGAAGAUUGUACGUCUGGAGUUGUUGAUUCUGGCGGAGGAGGAGCUGGCCUGUCGUGAGGAGGAGCUCUAUCGUCUUCUGGACGUCAAGAAGGCCGCUAAAGUGGAGGCCGCGGCCCGACUGCAGGAGGCGAGAGUUGCCGUCGAACACUUCCGAGAAGAGUACGAGAAUAUCGUGGCUGAGGACAAGGUGAUGGAUCGAGCCUUCAAGAAAGACUUUGCUGAUGUCCCCGCCCAUCUUCAAGACCCACUGUACAAGGCCUUUAAGAGGAGACCAAGGGUCCAGAGAUUUCGCACCCAACUUGAUCCGGCCACAGCGGCAGCCAACCCAUUUGCAGACCGACCGCCCUCCGCCCGCGUGAGUCUCCACACGACACAGUCCCUGUACAUGGCGCUGGACGAGUUUGACGGGCCCGCCAACAUCCCCGACGGGAUCGAACCAUACGUCUGGCAGCGUCUGUGUGAAACACGGAGACUCAAGGUGGAGAAGGAACAACAGGUAAAGCAGAAGGCUCUGACGUUAGCGGAGAUGAACGCCUUCCUACAGAAGCGUACGGAGGAGGACGACAGGCUGAUGGACGAUAUUGAUGACCUCAUCACUUUACAGAACAAAUUGAGGGAGGAUAAGAUGCGGUGGAUGUUGAACCUGGAGGUACAGUUCCUACUGAAGCAGGGGCAGGUGGAGGUGGAUUCUGGGCCCUUCAUCCACGACUACAGCGACUCCAUCCUCCUGCACAGGGGCGUCAUCGAGGACCUCAACUCCAACAUCAAGACUUUGGGAGAUGCCAAGUUGCAGAUAAUGGUGGAGAGUAAGGACUUCAGGAAGGGAAUCCAUCAGCUAGAAUGGGAGAGAAGAAGAAUGCAGAUGCAGAAGUCCGACCUGGACACCAAGGCUCGAGACAUCCAGAUGUUCCGCAUGACUAAGGACCUGCAAGUGUACCUGGGUGAUGAGGACCAUUCUGCCAUGACGGCUCACCAGAUCUCUGUACUGGAGCAGACAAUCGCUUCACAGUCAAAGAACCACGAGAAGCGCGUGGAGGAGUUCGAGAGCCAGCUGAAGGAGCUGAGGAGGACGAUCCGGCGGAUGGAGGAGCAGAACCGUGGGCUGGACAGGGAGCUGGAGGAGCUCAACGUGUCCGUGUUCGAGAGGAAACACAUCAAUGAAGUCAACGCUGACGUCCGUAGCGACGCGGCGGCAGAAAAGCGAAUGGCGGACAUCGUGCAGCGGAGGAAGCUCGUGGACCUGGCAAAGGCCCAGGCGCAGGAGGUGGCCGUUCUUCGUGCUGAGGUGGAGAGACUGCGCAUGAGAACCUUCCCUGCUUUAGUGCAGGUGGAGCACUGAGGCAGUACUGUUUUACUGUUGUGUAUGUUCAUAGUAAACGAAUUAAAAACUUUACAGAUAGUUUGCUUCCAUUUGUGACUUGAAACCCACAAGACUCAUACCAGCAUCACGGAUUAGUGAUGAAAUUAUCCCAAAUCAUUAUAUAGGCUUGGUGAACUCUUGGUAGUUCGUACAUUGUAAAAGGCUGAGAAAGGUCGACAUUGUGUAUAUAAUAUAAUGUCUGCUAACAUACUUCCACCAGGUCAUAUAUACCCUUAAAAAAUGCGUCUACAGAGAUAUCCAAUGUAACAUCCCUCAGUAAAAUGCAUUCCUGUAUAUCUAAACUUUGUUUACAUGUAUCACCACUGUUUUCCAAAGUGGUGGAUUUAUGUAACCCAGUGGAUAGACUGUAAAUGGAGGUUACAGCACUGUAGUUGUGUGUGUUGACUAUUUGAGUGCUCACUCUAAUUGCAACCUUGUAAUACUCUUUCCUAAAGACUUGGAGUUUAGUAUCCUAAUGUAUAAUUGUAGUGUACACAAACAAUACCUUUACUCAAUGUUUCUGACUUAUACAUACUAGCAUAUAUUUGCUAGAUCUAGACACAUCAGCAAUUUCUUAUAAUGUCCUACAUGUAACUACUUGUUCCACUUGCGUUGUGAAGUUUGGUGAACGAAUGUUGAUUUUUUUUUAAAACUAUGCACGUUUUGUAGUGUUGUAAAUAUUGUUGGUGAAAGAAUCAAUAUAAAUGUUACUAGAUUAUCUAUUUUUUAUGUACAGCAUAAACUCACGAGGGUUUGUGAUCUUGUUUGAAAAAGAAUAAACAUUCCACACAGAA